Messenger RNA from Mesorhabditis belari, 546 nucleotides. Lineage: Eukaryota; Metazoa; Nematoda; Chromadorea; Rhabditida; Rhabditidae. The record is from the annotation of a GenBank genome assembly.
AUGAACCCACUUUUUCUAUCUGGCAUGAAAAUUCAACAAAAUGAAACCAAUCCAGGCAUAAACACACUGAUCAAUGCUUUCUCUUCAAAUGAAAUAGACUGGAAGCUGGUGGCUCGUUGCAUUGCUUCAGUCAUACCAAUCGGUUGCAUUCUUGGUGCUUUUUUCGGAUGUUUAUGUCGAAAAUGUCGUAGAAUUCUUUUUCCAGCCAAUCAUGUUUUGAAAAGCCCGAAUGAAGAAGAAAACGCUUUUAAAAAGCUCUACGACAAGCAAUGUUUAAAAACCGCAAUGGAGGAUGAAAAAAAGGAGCGCCGGGAAAGGGAAGCGAGAAAUUUUAUUCACUCAAAAUCGACGUAUGGUUUCAAUGAAGUGGCGGCGAGUAGGGAUAUGCAAAAUGCCAACAAUUAUGGCUGUCAGCAAUUACGCGAUUGCGGAACUCAAAUGGAAGACCUUCCACAUUUCUCUAUUAUGGAUGAAGUUGGUAAUGAUUUCGGCAGCAUCGCCUCUUAUCAUAGUUGCGAGGAGCCAAGUGUAUCGUUUACGUCAUGU